AUGCAGGGGAAGAAGCAGGUUAACAAAGGGGAGGCAGGGGGAAGAAGCAGGUUCACAAAGGGGAGGCAGGGGGAAGAAGCAGGUUCACAAAGGGAGGCAGGGGGAGAAGCAGGUAACAAAGGGGAGGCAGGGGAAGAAGCAGGUUCACCAAAGGGGAGGCAGGGGGAAGAAGCAGGUUCACAAAGGGGAGGCAGGGGGAAGAAGCAGGUUCACAAAGGGGAGGGCAGGGGGAAGAAGCAGGUUCAACAAGGGGAGGCAGGGGGAAGAAGCAGGUUCACAAAGGGGAGGCAGGGGGAAGAAGCAGGUUCACAAAGGGGAGGCAGGGGAAGAAGCAGGUUCACAAAGGGGAGGCAGGGGAAGAAGCAGGUUAACAAAGGGGAGGCAGGGGGAAGAAGCAGGUUCACAAAGGGGAGGCAGGGGGAAGAAGCAGGUUCACAAAGGGGAGGCAGGGGAAGAAGCAGGUUCACAAAGGGGAGGCAGGGGGAGAAGCAGGUUCACAAAGGGGAGGCAGGGGGAAGAAGCAGGUUCACAAAGGGGAGGCAGGGGGAAGAAGCAGGUUCACAAAGGGGAGGCAGGGGGAAGAAGCAGGUUAACAAAGGGGAGGCAGGGGGAAGAAGCAGGUUCACAAAGGGGAGGCAGGGGGAAGAAGCAGGUUUCACAAAGGGGAGGCAGGGGAAGAAGCAGGUUCACAAAGGGGAGGCAGGGGGAAGAAGCAGGUUCACAAAGGGGAGGCAGGGGAAGAAGCAGGUUCACAAAGGGGAGGCAGGGGGAAGAAGCAGGUUAACAAAGGGGAGGCAGGGGGAAGAAGCAGGUUCACAAAGGGGAGGCAGGGGGAAGAAGCAGGUUAACAAAGGGGAGGCAGGGGGAAGAAGCAGGUUCACAAACGGGAGGCAGGGGAAGAAGCAGGUUAACAAAGGGGAGGCAGGGGGAAGAAGCAGGUUAACAAAGGGGAGGCAGGGGGAAGAAGCAGGUUCACAAAGGGGAGGCAGGGGGAAGAAGCAGGUUCACAAAGGGGAGGCAGGGGAAGAAGCAGGUUCACAAAGGGGAGGCAGGGGGAAGAAGCAGGUUCACAAAGGGGAGGCAGGGGAAGAAGCAGGUUCACAAAGGGGAGGCAGGGGGAAGAAGCAGGUUCACAAAGGGGAGGCAGGGGGAAGAAGCAGGUUAACAAAGGGGAGGCAGGGGGAAGAAGCAGGUUCACAAAGGGGAGGCAGGGGAAGAAGCAGGUUAACAAAGGGGAGGCAGGGGGAAGAAGCAGGUUCACAAAGGGGAGGCAGGGGGAAGAAGCAGGUUAACAAAGGGGAGGCAGGGGGAAGAAGCAGGUUCACAAAGGGGAGGCAGGGGGAAGAAGCAGGUUCACAAAGGGGAGGCAGGGGGAAGAACAAAGGGGAGGCAGGGGGAAGAAGCAGGUUAACAAAGGGGAGGCAGGGGGAAGAAGCAGGUUCACAAAGGGGAGGCAGGGGGAAGAAGCAGGUUAACAAAGGGGAGGCAGGGGGAAGAAGCAGGUUCACAAAGGGGAGGCAGGGGGAAGAAAGCAGGUUAACAAAGGGGAGGCAGGGGGAAGAAGCAGGUUCACAAAGGGGAGGCAGGGGGAAGAAGCAGGUUAACAAAGGGGAGCAGGGGGAAGAAGCAGGUUCACAAAGGGGAGGCAGGGGGAAGAAGCAGGUUAACAAAGGGGAGGCAGGGGGAAGAAGCAGGUUCACAAAGGGGAGGCAGGGGGAAGAAGCAGGUUCACAAAGGGGAGGCAGGGGGAAGAAGCAGGUUCACAAAGGGGAGGCAGGGGGAAGAAGCAGGUUCACAAAGGGGAGGCAGGGGGAAGAAGCAGGUUCACAAAGGGGAGGCAAGGGGAAGAAGCAGGUUCACAAAGGGGAGGCAGGGGGAAGAAGCAGGUUAACAAAGGGGAGGCAGGGGGAAGAAGCAGGGUUAACAAAGGGGAGGCAGGGGGAAGCAGCAGGUUCACAAAGGGGAGGCAGGGGGAAGAAGCAGGUUCACAAAGGGGAGGCAGGGGGAAGAAGCAGGUUCACAAAGGGGAGGCAGGGGAAGAAGCAGGUUCACAAAGGGGAGGCAGGGGGAAGAAGCAGGUUCACAAAGGGGAGGCAGGGGGAAGAAGCAGGUUCACAAAGGGGAGGCAGGGGGAAGAAGCAGGUUCACAAAGGGAGGCAGGGGAAGAAGCAGGUUACAAAGGGGAGGCAGGGGGAAGAAGCAGGUUCACAAAGGGGAGGCAGGGGGAAGAAGCAGGUUAACAAAGGGGAGGCAGGGGGAAGAAGCAGGUUAACAAAGGGGAGGCAGGGGAAGAAGCAGGUUAACAAAGGGGAGGCAGAGGGAAGAAGCAGGUUAACAAAGGGAGGCAGGGGGAAGAAGCAGGUUAACAAAGGGAGGCAGGGGAAGAAGCAGGUUAACAAAGGGGAGGCAGGGGAAGAAGCAGGUCACAAAGGGGAGGCAGGGGAAGAAGCAGGUUCACAAAGGGGAGGCAGGGGGAAGAAGCAGGUUAACAAAGGGGAGGCAGGGGGAAGAAGCAGGUUCACAAAGGGGAGGCAGGGGAAGAAGCAGGUUCACAAAGGGGAGGCAGGGGAAGAAGCAGGUUCACAAAGGGAGGCAGGGGGAAGAAGCAGGUUCACAAAGGGGAGGCAGGGGAAGAAGCAGGUUAACAAAGGGAGGCAGGGGGAAGAAGCAGGUUCACAAAGGGGAGGCAGGGGGAAGAAGCAGGUUCACAAAGGGGAGGCAGGGGGAAGAAGCAGGUUCACAAAGGGGAGGCAGGGGGAAGAAGCAGGUUCACAAAGGGGAGGCAGGGGGAAGAAGCAGGUUCACAAAGGGGAGGCAGGGGGAAGAAGCAGGUUAACAAAGGGGAGGCAGGGGGAAGAAGCAGGUUCACAAAGGGGAGGCAGGGGGAAGAAGCAGGUUCACAAAGGGGAGGCAGGGGGAAGAAGCAGGUUCACAAAGGGGAGGCAGGGGGAAGAAGCAGGUUCACAAAGGGGAGGCAGGGGGAAGAAGCAGGUUCACAAAGGGGAGGCAGGGGGAAGAAGCAGGUUCACAAAGGGGAGGCAGGGGGAAGAAGCAGGUUCACAAAGGGGAGGCAGGGGGAAGAAGCAGGUUAACAAAGGGGAGGCAGGGGGAAGAAGCAGGUUCACAAAGGGAGGCAGGGGGAAGAAGCAGGUUCACAAAGGGAGGCAGGGGAAGAAGCAGGUUCACAAAGGGGAGGCAGGGGGAAGAAGCAGGUUCACAAAGGGGAGGCAGGGGGAAGAAGCAGGUUCACAAAGGGGAGGCAGGGGGAAGAAGCAGGUUAACAAAGGGGAGGCAGGGGGAAGAAGCAGGUUCACAAAGGGGAGGCAGGGGGAAGAAGCAGGUUCACAAAGGGGAGGCAGGGGGAAGAAGCAGGUUCACAAAGGGGAGGCAGGGGGAAGAAGCAGGUUCACAAAGGGAGGCAGGGGGAAGAAGCAGGUUCACAAAGGGGAGGCAGGGGGAAGAAGCAGGUUAACAAAGGGGAGGCAGGGGGAAGAAGCAGGUUCACAAAGGGGAGGCAGGGGGAAGAAGCAGGUUCACAAAGGGGAGGCAGGGGGAAGAAGCAGGUUCACAAAGGGGAGGCAGGGGGAAGAAGCAGGUUCACAAAGGGGAGGCAGGGGGAAGAAGCAGGUUCACAAAGGGGAGGCAGGGGGAAGAAGCAGGUUCACAAAGGGGAGGCAGGGGGAAGAAGCAGGUUCACAAAGGGGAGGCAGGGGGAAGAAGCAGGUUCACAAAGGGGAGGCAUGGGGAAGAAGCAGGUUCACAAAGGGAGGCAGGGGGAAGAAGCAGGUUAACAAAGGGGAGGCAGGGGGAAGAAGCAGGUUCACAAAGGGGAGGCAGGGGGAAGAAGAGGUUAACAAAGGGGAGGCAGGGGGAAGAAGCAGGUUAACAAAGGGGAGGCAGGGGGAAGAAGCAGGUUCACAAAGGGGAGGCAGGGGGAAGAAGCAGGUUCACAAAGGGGAGGCAGGGGAAGAAGCAGGUUCACAAAGGGGAGGCAGGGGGAGAAGCAGGUUCACAAAGGGGAGGCAGGGGAAGAAGCAGGUUAACAAAGGGAGGCAGGGGGAAGAAGCAGGUUCACAAAGGGGAGGCAGGGGGAAGAAGCAGGUUCACAAAGGGGAGGCAGGGGGAAGAAGCAGGUUCACAAAGGGGAGGCAGGGGGAAGAAGCAGGUUCACAAAGGGGAGGCAGGGGGAAGAAGCAGGUUAACAAAGGGGAGGCAGGGGGAAGAAGCAGGUUCACAAAGGGGAGGCAGGGGGAAGAAGCAGGUUCACAAAGGGGAGGCAGGGGGAAGAAGCAGGUUCACAAAGGGGAGGCAGGGGGAAGAAGCAGGUUAACAAAGGGGAGGCAGGGGGAAGAAGCAGGUUCACUAAGGGGAGGCAGGGGGAAGAAGCAGGUUCACAAAGGGGAGGCAGGGGGAAGAAGCAGGUUCACAAAGGGGAGGCAGGGGGAAGAAGCAGGUUCACAAAGGGGAGGCAGGGGGAAGAAGCAGGUUCACAAAGGGGAGGCAGGGGGAAGAAGCAGGUUCACAAAGGGGAGGCAGGGGGAAGAAGCAGGUUCACAAAGGGGAGGCAGGGGGAAGAAGCAGGUUCACAAAGGGGAGGCAGGGGGGAGAAGCAGGUUCACAAAGGGAGGCAGGGGGAAGAAGCAGGUUCACAAAGGGGAGGCAGGGGAAGAAGCAGGUUCACAAAGGGGAGGCAGGGGGAAGAAGCAGGUUAACAAAGGGGAGGCAGGGGGAAGAAGCAGGUUCACAAAGGGAGGCAGGGGAAGAAGCAGGUUCACAAAGGGGAGGCAUGGGGAAGAAGCAGGUUCACAAAGGGGAGGCAGGGGGAAGAAGCAGGUUAACAAAGGGGAGGCAGGGGGAAGAAGCAGGUUAACAAAAGGGAGGCAGGGGGAAGAAGCAGGUUCACAAAGGGGAGGCAGGGGGAAGAAGCAGGUUCACAAAGGGGAGGCAGGGGGAAGAAGCAGGUUCACAAAGGGGAGGCAGGGGGAAGAAGCAGGUAAACAAAGGGGAGGCAGGGGGAAGAAGCAGGUUCACAAAGGGGAGGCAGGGGAAGAAGCAGGUUCACAAAGGGAGGCAGGGGGAAGAAGCAGGUUAACAAAGGGGAGGCAGGGGAAGAAGCAGGUUCACAAAGGGGAGGCAGGGGGAAGAAGCAGGUUCACAAAGGGAGGCAGGGGGAAGAAGCAGGUUCACAAAGGGGAGGCAGGGGGAAGAAGCAGGUUCACAAAGGGGAGGCAGGGGAAGAAGCAGGUUCACAAAGGGGAGGCAGGGGGAAGAAGCAGGUUAACAAAGGGGAGGCAGGGGGAAGAAGCAGGUUCACAAAGGGGAGGCAGGGGGAAGAAGCAGGUUCACAAAGGGGAGGCAGGGGAAGAAGCAGGUUCACAAAGGGGAGGCAGGGGAAGAAGCAGGUUCACAAAGGGAGGCAGGGGGAAGAAGCAGGUUCACAAAGGGGAGGCAGGGGGAAGAAGCAGGUUAACAAAGGGGAGGCAGGGGGAAGAAGCAGGUUCACAAAGGGGAGGCAGGGGAAGAAGCAGGUUCACAAAGGGGAGGCAGGGGGAAGAAGCAGGUUAA
This is a messenger RNA of Closterium sp. Naga37s-1, 5565 nucleotides long. The record is from the annotation of a GenBank genome assembly. NCBI's taxonomy places the organism in Eukaryota, Viridiplantae, Streptophyta, Zygnematophyceae, Desmidiales, Closteriaceae.